GAAGUCAUAAAGGUAAAAAUAUACUCGAUUUUCAGAAUGCCCUCAUUCAGCUUUCAAAUUGCCAUCGUCAUUGUUGCAUUUGUAGUCAGUGUUUAUGGACAUGAUUGUACAAAAUACAGCCUGACACCAUCAGAUCAGUCUCUUAUUGAUAUGAUGAAGCAUUACUUGCAUACUUCCCGGAAAGCGGACUGUCCUGUAACACCUUCACAACAAGAUAUUGGUGUGACAUAUGUCAGAUGGGGAAAGAAAAUAUGUCCUGGAAAUUCAGAUAUUGUGUAUGCAGGUCAGGCUGGAGGUAACAAACACUCUAACAAAGGAGGAGGCUCCAACUACCUCUGUUUACCAAGUGAUCCAGAAAAUGGUAAAGCAUACUCCUAUGCUAAUGAUGGAUUAUAUGGUGCCGAGUAUGAAUUACGUUCAAACAUUAAACCAUCUGGUUUACCUGCUAGUUUGGCCGAAAAAGAGGUCCCGUGUGCUGUAUGCAGGCGGAAAGGGAAAGUUUCUGUUUUAAUGAUACCAGGAAGGAAGUCCUGUUACAAAGGAUGGCAGUCCGAGUACAGUGGUUUUUUGAUGAGUGAACAUAAAACUCACCACAGUAAAGACUUUAUCUGUAUAGACGGAAACGCAAAACCAUUGGACGAUCGAACAUCCAGCGAAAAUAGUGCUUUGUUUUAUCCUGUUAGAGCAAAAUGUGGUAGUUUGAGAUGUCCCCCAUACAAAGAUAAUACUGAAGUGCUUUGUACCGUUUGUACAAAAUAAAAAUAAUAUUAUGUU
Mytilus californianus (California mussel) is the source of this 774-nucleotide messenger RNA. RefSeq names its product short-chain collagen C4-like. Bases 37 to 759 code for a protein of 240 amino acids. NCBI's taxonomy places the organism in Eukaryota, Metazoa, Mollusca, Bivalvia, Mytilida, Mytilidae. The record is from RefSeq and is a predicted model, not a curated record. The transcript is spliced from 5 exons.